Messenger RNA from Diuraphis noxia (Russian wheat aphid), 1170 nucleotides. RefSeq lists its product as uncharacterized. The record is from RefSeq and is a predicted model, not a curated record. Gene Ontology annotation, biological process: septate junction assembly; regulation of tube size, open tracheal system. Gene Ontology annotation, cellular component: membrane; septate junction. Lineage: Eukaryota; Metazoa; Arthropoda; Insecta; Hemiptera; Aphididae.
UAACAUAACAAACAAAACCACAGAAAACAGUGAGAACGCCAAAUACCGAAGAGCCAACGUGCCGUCGCGUUGGUCUGCUACUGCUGUAUUUCCGUCUCGUCUUAUUUUUCCGCUAUUUUUUUUGCCAAUUUUCCUCCUAAUAUUCAGCUCGUGAUUUGUGUUAACUGUGUUUGUGUCAUUAAUAUUCUCGUAGAUAGUCGUGGUUGUCCGCGCGCUCCUAGUUUGUCUGUCCGAGUGAUGUGAGAACGUCACUACGCCUAUUAAUUCUCCGCGAAGAGAGGUUUUUCAUUUUCGUAUCCCAAACGCUAUCUCGAUUACUCACGUAGGUUUGUGUUGUGAGUGUGGCAUGCCAUUAACAGUUUUUGAUUAACUCCAAUCAUACAACGCUUACCAGCACGAUGCCAGGGUCAACCGUUUCCGACAAUGACCUGAGAAUGAAAAAGCGUAGUUUGGCUGGUAACGUAGCCCUUGGCUUGUACGUUUUGGCUUUAGUGUUUGUGUUCAUUUCAUUUUUUUCGACCAGCUGGUUAGUCAGUGAUGGGAGAAUUACAGGUGCAAAAUUAGAAAGUUUUGGAUUAUGGACUCAUUGUUUUCGUUCACUACCUGAUCCUAAUGACCCGGCGGAACGAAGGUUUUUUGUUGGAUGCCAUUGGAUUUUUGAUCCUUUCACUAAGGGAUAUGAUGAAAUCAAAGGAUUUUUGUUACCAUUUUACAUAGUGGCAACUCAGUUCUUUUACACAAUUACAUUCCUAGGAACGUUAGCUUCGGCUGUUGGUUCAUCAAUGUUUCUUCUUUGUUGUACACCUGAUGAAAAACGUUUUAUACAAAUAACUUUUGCAUUGGGAGUAACUCUAAUUGUAUCUGGUGUAUGUGCUGCAAUAUCAGUGCUAAUAUUUGCCUUGUUUGCCAACCGUCCAGGUUGGAUGCCUGGCCACGACAAUAACUUCUUUGGUUGGGCAUUUGGUGUGGCUAUUGCAAGUUUCUUUGCUUUACUUGGAUCUGGAGCAUUUUAUUUGGUAGAAACAAAUAUACAAGUGAAGAAAAGAAAAUAUUUGAAAGAAUCACAAACUAAGUUUGACAUGGAAUCCAAAGGAUAAAAUGAAAUUUAUUGUUCAUUUUUAAUUUAAAAUAUUUCCAAUUUAGACCAUUAGUAUAUGUUUUUUAUAGUAA